AUGCAAGCACCCCAGUCCCGCCCGAUCAAAAAACCCCGAAUCUCUCUGAGUUGCAUUGUCUGUCGCCGACGCAAGGUUAGCUGCGGCCGCAAACAGCCAGAAUGCGCCAACUGUGUGCGGAUGAAGGAGACCUGCGUCUACCAGGCCAUGGCACGGGAUGAGCCCACCGGCCGUGUACGACCAGCAUCCCCGUCGCCGCAGAACGGUCAUUACGGUGGAUCACAGUCCGUGGGCACGUCCUACACGGCCGUGCCCUCGUGGAAAGAGGCCAUCCAGUUCCCGAAUGACCCUGUUGCGAACCCUCCCUGCGCGUGCGGUAUCACAGCAACCUCCCGGGGUCCGUUCGAGUUCCCAGAGACAACCGCAUACCCCUUUCCGACCUCCACCGAUCCCAAUGGUCCCAGACCGACUCUACUCUGUCGCGAUCAUCUCAGUCUACGCCGGGGCGGCCAUGUUCGAUACAUCGGUCCAACGUUCUGGGGCUUCGUUGCUGGAAAAGAGAGUCUGAGCGGUGAUUUCCUUGACGAAAAUCACCAUGCACCCCCCGACCUACCUCUGCCUCAUAUCUCCUCCCAUGGGCAUGUUCAAUCUCCUUCGCUCCUUACCCACGAAACCUGUCAGUGA
Messenger RNA from Penicillium canariense, 624 nucleotides. RefSeq names its product Zn(II)2Cys6 transcription factor domain-containing protein. Gene Ontology annotation, molecular function: DNA-binding transcription factor activity, RNA polymerase II-specific; zinc ion binding. Gene Ontology annotation, biological process: regulation of DNA-templated transcription. Lineage: Eukaryota; Fungi; Ascomycota; Eurotiomycetes; Eurotiales; Aspergillaceae. The transcript has 2 exons. Gene Ontology annotation, cellular component: nucleus. Bases 1 to 624 code for a protein of 207 amino acids. The record is from RefSeq and is a predicted model, not a curated record.